This is a messenger RNA of Sardina pilchardus (European sardine), 701 nucleotides long. Its product is annotated as glutamate-rich protein 3. NCBI's taxonomy places the organism in Eukaryota, Metazoa, Chordata, Actinopteri, Clupeiformes, Clupeidae. The record is from RefSeq and is a predicted model, not a curated record. The transcript has 5 exons. Bases 39 to 701 code for a protein of 220 amino acids.
CCACCAGGUCAAAGAAGCAGAACCAGAGAUCAGAUGUCAUGGUGACCAUGAUGUACAUGGGCCAGGGGCUGAACAAGACUUCCCAGGAGGAGGUGAAAGUUCUGCAGCAAGUAUGUGGAGGAGAGAACCUCUGUGUCUUCAAGGGGUCUGUGCAGCCAGGAGAGCAAUUCCAGUUCAGAUCCCAAAGGCACGUGGGCUUCCCUUUCAGUGCUACGUUCUACGUGAAUGGCAUCAUGUCGGGAAGGAUUAGCUCUUGCUGUGAGUACCGCUACACCCCUGGUGCUCAUCAAGGGAAAAAGAGCUGUUUCAGACUGACACGCCUCGCUGGAGGGAAGCCGUGCUAUAGGUGUGUGAAUGCAAGAUACGUCACAACUCCGCAGCCCCUCCCCCAAAACAACGUUCCGGAGUCAUGCCCUUCGUCCCCUCUGUUUGUUCCCAUGGGGACUGAGCGGUCCCUGCGAGGGUUGAGAGCGCCCUCUAAAGACGGGAACUGCACAUCGACGGACAGUGAGGAGCUGGAAGGCACGAGGAGGGGGAGAGCAAGGGCCAAGAGCCGCAAGCAGCAGCCCAGCCUGAGGAGGAGCAGCAAAGCAUCAGAGGUCCUCCAAGACCACAUAGAUGAGCGCCUCCCAGACAACAGACAGAGGGGCCAAGAGGCCAGAGUGAAUGUUGCUGAAAAUAGAUGUCAGAAGAUCAAGUAG